Molecule: messenger RNA, 607 nt
Organism: Trichomonas vaginalis G3
Lineage: Eukaryota; Parabasalia; Trichomonadida; Trichomonadidae
Product: organellar and viral DNA polymerase type B
Exons: 1
Source: RefSeq, a predicted model, not a curated record
AUGAGUAUUGCUGCAUAUGCGUAUGAAGCUGACAGAGCUAAACGUUUAUAUUUUGGUCAAUACUCUCUCACACUUACUGACAAAUAUAUUGUUAUUUCUGAUGGAAAUACCGAGAAAUACAUAACAUGGAAGGACUAUGAAAAGUUUGACCCUAUUUUAACUCCAUGCACUAUGCCAUUCAUUGUAAAUGGUGAAGUUGUCAUGAAGAACGACACAACUGUUUAUAGGUCUGUAUAUGAAGCGUUAGAAUAUAUGUUGAAUUAUAAUCCCGAAAGAUUUGACCCAAGCACUACGUCAUGUACAAUGCCUUUUAUUAAGGAUGGUGAAAUCGUAAGAGUUCCGAAUUCAACGGUUUACACAGCUGUUCAAAACAGUUUACAAAACAUUUUAGCGAAUAUCUUUAAUUCAGAAACUACAGAAAUAAAAUUACCAUAUAUAACAGAUGCUAAAGAAAUUAAAUCAAAAACGACAACAUUAUUUACGUCACUUAAUGAUUUAAUGACUUAUAUCAUUAAUAUUCCUGCACCAACUACAGCAUUUGAUCCAAACUCGACGGUUUGCAGUGUACCUUUCAUAAAGUCGCAAACGGACUCUUUGAGUCCUGAAG